This is a messenger RNA of Penicillium alfredii, 1257 nucleotides long. RefSeq names its product NADH:flavin oxidoreductase/NADH oxidase family protein. The transcript has 6 exons. Bases 1 to 1257 code for a protein of 418 amino acids. Gene Ontology annotation, molecular function: FMN binding; oxidoreductase activity. The record is from RefSeq and is a predicted model, not a curated record. Lineage: Eukaryota; Fungi; Ascomycota; Eurotiomycetes; Eurotiales; Aspergillaceae.
AUGCCGUCUCCACUCGCAGACCCGGUCAAGCUUCCUUGCGGUCUUGUGUUGCCCAACCGACUGAGCAAGGCUGCUAUGGCCGAGCUCAUGGCCAAGACGAACCACCCCACCGACAACCUCCUCGACGCCUACGAACAAUGGGCGCAGGGCGGAUGGGGCAGUAUCCUGACCGGCAACAUCCAAAUUGACGUCGACCACCUCGGCAGCCCCUACGACACAGCCAUGCACGCCGAAUACACCGGCGACACAGCCCUGGUGUCCCAGUGGAAGAAGUACGCCGAUACCUGCCAGAAGCACGGCACACCCGCCAUCGCCCAGCUCUGCCACCCCGGCCGCCAGUCAUUCCGUGUUGCGGGCCGCCGCGGCAUCUUCGCUCAGACUCUGGCUCCCAGUGAGGUGCCGGUUCGACUUGGCGAUGGCCUGCUGCAGCGGUUUGUUGCCGCGCUGGCGUGGACGGCGCCGCGCGAGAUGACGCGCGCGGAUAUCGAGAGGGUGAUCCGUCAGUUUGUGGAUUGCGCGCGUUUGAUGGCGGAUGCAGGGUUUUCGGGGAUUGAGCUGCAUGGGGCGCAUGGGUACUUGAUUGAUCAAUUCCUGAACAGCAAGACAAACCUCCGCACAGACGAGUACGGCGGCCCACCCGAGAAACGCGCUCGCUUCGUCCUCGAAAUCAUCUCCGAGAUCCGCAAAGUCGUCCCAGCCAAGUUCUGCGUCGGCAUCAAACUCAACUCAGCAGACCACAGCUCCGCCACCUUCGAAGACACCAUGACCCAGAUCAAGCUGCUCGCCGACGCAGGCAUCGACUUCAUGGAAAUCAGCGGCGGCACCUACGAAGACCCCAAAAUGAUGGGCUGGCCCGAAUCCAGCCCGCCAGCCACCAAAUCCGAGCGUACAGCCGCGCGCGAGGCCUUCUUCCUGGAAUUCUCCAAGGAAGUGCGCCGGCGGCUGCCGGGCCUGGUGCUGAUGUUGACGGGCGGGUUCCGCACGCGCGCGGGCGCGGAGUCUGCGAUUCAUGAUAACGCCUGUGAUCUGAUUGGCAUUGGGCGGCCUGCUGCUAUUGAUGCGAGGUUCCCGCAGUUACUGCUCGAUGAGAGCGUGCCGGAUGAGAAGGCGCAGUUGCCUCUGAAUAAAGUGUCGCCACCGUUUUUUACGCGGUUUUUGCCGCUUAAUAUUGUCGGCGGGGGUGCGGAGAGCACAUUCUAUGCUAAUCAGAUUCAUCGGCUGGCCAAGGGCAUUGCGACGUAUGUUCCGGCUCUGUGA